UGUACUUUUCAACAAGUGUUUUACAGAGUGCGAAACAAAUAAAAGCAGCAGCAAGAAGCAACAAAUAACAACAGCAACAACAACUUGCGCUCUUAUCACCAAUUACAACAAUUACAAUCACACAAGAAUUUAAAUAAAUAUAAAUAACUUAAUGUGCAUAUUCAGCAUGUCAAGUUUUAUAAAUAUUCUUCAUUUUUUCUUGUUCUGAUAAAUUUUCAACUCAUAUCAACGUUUAAUGAUAUCUGAGUUGCAGAACCAAAACAAACGCACAUGUCAAUGAAUGUGAAUGGAUUAAUGUGAAAAUCAAAUCAAUGCUAAUAACAAAAAAACAAUAAAAACAUUAUAAAGAUAUCUGACCCAUAAAACUAACGACUACAUAAAACGUGGUGCAAACAAAACAUCAACAACAAAAAAUUAAAAAAAAAAAGAUUUGGCAACUGCAAAAGCAACUAACGAAUACGAAUUUUCACAACAACUUGAAGUUUGUAACGGAUUUUCAAGACACUUUGCACAAGUGAUUAUUGCAAAGUUUUCGCUUUGUUAGAGAUUUUGGAAACGAGGUUCCAUUCUAUGUGCUAUUUGGAAAAAGCACUAGCAAAUAUUUGAUGCAUCAAAAAGGCGCCAAAACAAUUAAGAGCUAACAACAACAACAACAGCAGAAGCAGCAACAACAACAACACAACCAACAACAACAACUGUAGCAGCUAGAAGAAGAAGAAGAACAGCAACAGUUCAUAGCAUGCGUCUCUUUAAAACGCGCAAAUCUACGGACACAUACAGCACUUUAUCAGCCGGCCAACAGCAGGAGCAGGAGUUGAGCAAGACCAGCAACAUUUGCCACAGCAACAACAUCCACAAGCAACAGCACAAAUCUCACGCAUUGGCAACAUGCAGCAACAAAUUGAGCAAAAGCAUUGCCAACAGCACAGCAAUAUCGUCAUCGUUGCCUGAUCUGCACGACAACUCACCCGUCAUGAUCCUGAGUUGCACCACCCUCACCAGCAACGGCGGCGCCACAGCAACAGCAACGGCUGCAACGUCAGCAGCAGCAGCAACUGGCAACAAUGUACAGCAACCAUUGCGAACAGCCACGCCCACUUGCCUGCUAAGUGGACGUCAAACGCCUUCAGCGAUAUCAAUGCUCUCGCUGCAAGAGACCAGCAACAAUUUGCACAGACAACAACAACAGCAACAACAUCAGCAGCAGCAACAACAACAACAGCAACCAACCAUUUAUGUGCCCAAUAAACUGGGCAACAAUGUCAACAAUGCAGGCACAGCAACAUUUCUGCUUAGCUACGCGAGCAGCAGCAAUAUUGCUGGCGCCCAGCAGCAACAUCAGCAGCAGCAGCAGCAACAUUAUCAGCAAUACAUGGCACAGCGUCUGCAUCAAAAUGCAACAUCUGCCUCAAACAGUUGUCUAUAUGAUAAGUCUGGAGGCAGCAACAUCUCCCUAGCUCCUGGUCACAUGCCCGACUACAAGCUGGUGACAGCCGUGCCCGUUGUUGUCCUGGAUGAUGAACAGAAAUUGGCGGUGGGAGCAACAGCAACAACAACAACAGCAACAGCUGAGAUGAACAGCGAUGCCAGCAGCAACAUCAGCAGUGUUAGCAGCAACACAGGUAGCACUGCCUCCUUGGCCAGCACCACGCGAAAUGUGUUUACUUGGGGCAAGCGCAUGAGUCGCAAACUGGAUUUGUUGAAGCGCAGCGAAUCCCCCGCCUCCGCCUCCAACAACAGCACAACCCACAAGUCACACACGGAUCUGCGCAGUCUGUUCCACUCGCCAACGCACCACAAGUCCAGUAACAACAACAGCAGCAACAACAACAAUAAUGCAUCUCCAACGCCUUCGGGAGUCUAUCAAAGCAGCACGCUCAAAAAGUGCAAGUCGGGACCCAUUGAGACGAUCAAGCAACGUCAGCAUCACCAGCAACAACAACAGCAGCAACACCAACAACAACCACUACAGGUUCAGGAUAUGACCAACAGAGGGAGCCAGAGUGCACAAUCAACGCCCACUCAUCAAUAUCAGCCAGUGGCACGCCCACAAAAGGCGCUCAAGAAUUUCUUUCAUCGCAUUGGCUCCACGGGCAUGUUGAAUCAUCGUUCGCAUAAUCUGCUCAAGGCAUCGGAGGCAGCGCAGCAGGCGACGCCACAGAGUCAAACAUUGUAUCGCAGCAGCUCGACGAGUCAGUUGUCCAGUUGCUCCUACAUCAAAUGCGAUGAUCCCACCGAGGGAUUGAAUCUGCAGCGACAGCAGCGUCAUCAUCAUCUGCAGCAUCAGCAGCAGCAGCAGCAUCUGAAGUCCAGCAGCUGCGAUGACAUUGCCAAGGUGAGCAGCUGCCUCGCGGUCAGCAGCAGCAGCGGCAGCGCAGCCGGCAGCAGUGUGGGAUCACCGCCCAAUGGAGUGGGAGUGGGAGCAGCAGCUGGAGCAGGUGCAGCGGUUGGUCAGCAGGAUGCAGCACGUCGUGGUGCGUUUCCCUAUGCCUUUCUGCGCUCCCGUCUCUCUGUGCUGCCCGAGGAGAACGGCGGCUCUGUGCUGCUCAAGCGCGAGCAACUGCAGCGGGAGGCGGUGGCGGCGGCGGCAGCAGCUGCAGCGGCAGCAGCAACAACAACAACAACUCAAUCCCAAUCUCCGUUGGCGCAACGUCGAUCGCCGGAGCAACAGCUGGCGAAUGUGUCGCGCAAUGACAGCAUCUCGUCCAAGGACUGGGAACCACUUUACCAAAGAUUAAGUAGUUGUCUGAGUUCAAAUGAGUCCGGCUACGACAGCGAUGGUGGCACUGGCACAGCUGGUGUCGGAUCCGGUUCCGGUUCCGGCAUCGGUGUCGGAGUCCCAGCUGGUGCUCGUCUGGGCAAUAAUCUUAGCAUCUCUGGCGGAGAUACAGAAUCUAUUGCCUCGGGCACACUCAAGCGCAAUUCGCUAAUCUCGCUCAGCUCCUCGGAGGGAGUGGGCAUGGGCUUAGGAUUGGGUCUAGGCAUGGGCAUGAGCUCCUCCUCCUCGUCGGUGCGGAAUAGCAUUUGCAGUGCACCCGUCUCCCUGGGAGGCUAUAACUAUGACUACGAGACGGAGACGAUCCGGCGACGUUUCCGACAGCUGAAGCUGGAGCGCAAAUGCCAGGAGGAUUACAUCGGACUGGUGUUGUCACCCAAAAUGGUUGUCACCAACAACAAUGAGCAGCAGUAUCGAUACCUCAUCGUCGAACUGGAGCCAUAUGGCAUGGCCCAAAAGGAUGGUCGACUGCGUCUGGGAGAUGAGAUCGUGAAUGUGAAUGGCAAACAUUUGCGUGGCAUUCAAUCCUUUGGCGAGGUGCAGCGUCUGCUCAGCACCUUUGUGGAGAACUGCAUUGAUCUGGUGAUAGCGCACGAUGAGAUCGCCACCGUGACCGACUUCUAUACCAAAAUCCGCAUCGACGGCAUGAGCACACAACGGCAAAGACUCAGCUAUGCCCAGCGCACGGACAGCCUCAACAGUUUGCAGAGCCUGCAGCUCCAGGUGGAACAGGAGCAGGAACGGGAGCGGGAACGUGAACGGGAGGAGGGCGAGGAUCAGUGCGAUGCACGCUCGCUGGCCAGUGUCAGCACACUGCCCACGCCCAUGCCACUGAUGCAGCAUCGACGCAGCUCCACGCCGCGUCCCUCGCUGGACGUGAGUGGGUCGGAGCAGGAGCUAUUACGGCGCAGAUCAAGGAGCUCUUCAGGUCAGCGCAGCUUGGCUUUAACGCCGACACCGCUCUUUAACCACCAGCAAACACCAACAAACAAUGACAACAACAACACCUCCUCCGCCUCCUCCACUGUUAACAUCUCAGCUAACACCAAUAACGAAUCCUACACACCUGUGUACGCGAAUCGGGCUGCGAGCAUCUGUGUGGCCUCCUCCCUGGCGGAUGAUGAGAAGUGGCAGCUGUUGGCCCGCAAACGCUGCUCCGAGGGGGCAGCCCUCUCAACGGAGGGCCAACAGUUUGGUCAGCGCACUCACUAUGCCCGCAACUCCAUUAAUCUAACCAAUUCACAUUAUCGCUCGCUGAGAUUCGCCCAUUCGCGGCUCAGCUCCUCGAGGCUCAGUUUGUUUAUGCAGACGCCAGCAGCAGCAGCGGGGGGAGGAGGAGGAGGAACGGGGGCAGGAGCAGCAGCAGCGGGGAGUAACAAUCCAGACGAGAGCAAUACUGACACCCAAACCACUGAUCUCACUAAUAAUAUGCCAACCCAGCAGCAACAACAACCACAUCAACCACAACAACAACAACAUCAACAACAACAACCACACCAUUCAUUAUACAUCAAGCACACGCAGAAAAGCGUUUCAUUGUUUGCGCCUAAUCCAUAUCUUAAUUCCUGCUCCACUGCAUCAUCCUCAAUAGCAUCAAGCACCUCAUUGGCACCUCCCGCCGCCUCUUUAAUGCAUCAUCGUCCAUCGCUGCCGGUGGCGAAGCUAACAAUCCGUGACGAGGAGAUGGCCGAAGUCAUACGCGCUUCCAUGAGCGAGGGAAACGGACGCUGCACGCCCAAGACCAUUACCUUCUUCAAAGGAUCUGGCAUGAAGUCGUUGGGUUUCAGCAUUGUUGGUGGACGGGAUUCGCCCAAGGGCAACAUGGGCAUCUUUGUGAAGACAGUCUUUCCCUCUGGCCAAGCAGCAGACGAUGGCACACUGCAAGCGGGCGAUGAGAUUGUGGAAAUCAAUGGACACUCCGUGCAGGGUAUGAGCCAUGCCGAGACCAUUGGACUCUUCAAGAAUGUACGCGAAGGCACAAUAGUGCUCAGGAUCUUGAGAAGAAAACUACAAAAGGCUAAAUCAAUGGGUACAUAGAACUACAGAUCAAUGGAACAACUUAUAAAGUUCAAGUUAUUAAUAAAAUAAAUAUAUUUUUAAAUCUAUUGUUAAUACCUUAACUUGCAUUAUGACUGUAUAUUGAAAGCUAUAAUUUAGUUUAGCUUUAAUUUUUGUAAACGUACAAAACCCUCAUGAAAUAUGCACUCAACAAAUUUAUGUAUUUAGUACAUAUCACUAUAUAAAUAAAUGUUUAACUAGCUGGUGUUACCCGGCAUUGUCCGUAUUUUCA
Messenger RNA from Drosophila innubila, 5066 nucleotides. RefSeq lists its product as uncharacterized. The record is from RefSeq and is a predicted model, not a curated record. The transcript is spliced from 10 exons. The coding region runs from base 740 to 4813 and encodes 1357 amino acids. NCBI's taxonomy places the organism in Eukaryota, Metazoa, Arthropoda, Insecta, Diptera, Drosophilidae. Gene Ontology annotation, molecular function: protein binding.